GUGUAGAAUGAAAUUGACUCGAAACAAAAGUGAAGAAAAGUAAAAGUUAAAAAUUAAUCUUUUGAAAAGUUCCGUUGCUUUAUUCUUUGACUGAAGAAUAACAGAAUACGUAAACAUAAAAGAAGAGAAAUCGUUGGCGAUCAAGAAAAGAAAAGAAAUCAGUGAAAAAGAAUUUUGUUGCUUAUUUUUGUAAAGAAUUUAUAAGAAAAACCUGUGAACCUUUUGAAAACCGAAAUUCUUUUAUUCAUCUUCAACUUUCUGAUAACACCAUCAAACGGAUUAAAAAAUGAAAGCGAUUUGCUUGUUGAUGCUUUUGGUAUUCUUGAGUGUCGAAGCUGUAGUAACUCCAACGUCACAAGAAGCACAAAGACGUGAAGCACCUAGUGCAGUACUUCAAGUUCCUGUCGCUCCAAUUCAAUCUGAAUAUGGUGCACCAAAUCGACGAGUUCCACAACAAGGUAUUAGACAGAAUCGUAUUCACGCCAUGAAAAGAUUAAUUGCUGCCGUGAGAAAUUCGGGAUAUGCAAGUCAAGGAAGAGUAGUCAAUCGACCACACCCAAUACCUGUUCAACAGCCUCAAGGAAAUUAUGGACCACCACAUGUUGCAGGUGGAAGUAGUAGCCAUGGAAGCUUAGCAAGUUUCAUGCAUAAUCACAGUCCCGAUGUAAGAUGUGAUGGUUGGAUUCCAAUUCCUGGACCUUCAGAUGGCCAAGGAUAUCAUUCUGGUGGAGGUUCUGCUUCUCAUGUACAAAGCAUUGACAGCUCAUAUGGACCACCAAGACAUGGAUCUGGAAAUGGUGCAAAUAUUAUCACGCAAAUAAUUACAGUUCCUGAUAUCUCUUAUGGUGCUCCAGCUCCACAAAUUCAACCACCCAGUGACUCCUAUGGACCUCCAAGUCAUGGAAACAGUGGAAAUGGCGGUCAUCAGUCAUUUGGCUCCGAAAGUCAUGGACAUGGUAUCAGUGGUGGAUCAUUAUCUGGCGGUCAUCAGUCAUUUGGCUCUGCAGGUCAUGGACAUAGUAUAAGUGGUGGAUUAUCUGGCGGGCAUCAGUCAUUUGGCUCUGCAGGUCAUGGACAUAGUAUUAGUGGUGGAUCAUCAUCUGGCGGUCAUCACUCCUUUGGAUCUUCAAACCAUGGACAUAGUUCAAGCCAUGGUGGAGGAUCAGGGGCACAAGACUCAUAUGGACCUCCACCACCUCCAUCAGAUUCCUAUGGACCUCCUAAUCACGGAGGCAGUGGAUUCAGCAGUGGAUCAGGUGGCCAUGGACCAGCUCCUGUUCAUGAAUCCCAUUCAUCCGGCCAUUCCUCUGGACAUUCAUCUGUUAGUUCAGUUCAGAGUAUUGAAACCCACUUUGGUGGCCCUCAACCGAUAGGUCAUGCUACUUAUGGACCACCAAAACCUCAACCUUUGCCACAGCAACCUGACAUUACUUAUGGAACUCCUGUUAUAGCACUACCAGAAUCUUCAUAUGGUCCACCACCAAGUGGAAAUGUUCAUCACGAAGCACAUGAAGAAAUCCGAGGAUCUUCGCAUGGAGGAGAUAUUCAAACAAUUCAUAACAUUGGACAGCAACAGUUACCGGCUAUCGAUUCAGGUUCACUAUUUAACAGUGCAAUAGGUUUGGUGACAUCAUCUCUUGGAGUCUCUGCUGGUCACAAUGAGGUUGUUCCAUCACAUGCCAUUCAUGAAAGUCACACAUCAGAAGUGGCAAGCAGCUAUAACAGCGGAGAUUCUUACUCAGCCCCUCCAUUGGAUUCUUAUGCGCCAGGAGCAUAUGCGCCAUCACAUUUGAAACCACGACCGGGACCAGGACCGGCUCCCCAUCCAAGACCUUUACCACCACCUCCUUCUAAUUCAUAUUUACCUCAAAGACCACAACCACGACCGCAAUAUGUUCCUCCAGUGCCAAUUAAAAUUAACCGACCUCAUCCACCACAAUUUAGACCACAACAAUUCAACUCUCAUGCACAAUCGAUUGCACAUGGUUACUCAUCUGGCCAAUCUCACUCACAGUCCUUGCACGCACCUGCCCCAAUUCGACAACAACCGCGCUAUCCACUGCCGCAUAGAGCACCAGUUCCACAUGGGCUAUUCCAGUCAGUUGGUCAACAUGUUCAAGCAUUAGAUAAUGGACAUAGGAAUCAAAAUCUUGGUAAUACUUAUGUACCUCCACCAGUAUCCGAAGUUCCAAUUCCACCUAUGAAACUGAGUGUUCCUAAUCAUGGUCCAGUUCAACCAUUCAAUUCUAAUCACCAAUCACAUUCACAUCAAUCUCAUUCAUCAGGUUCAGCAUCAUCAAGUUCAGGUUAUUCUUUCCAAAAUCAACAGUUGCAAAACGUUCACAUCAUUCAUGAUUGCGGAAAAGGUCCCCAAUUAUCAAACAGUUAUGGAACACCAUUAGCUGCUCCACUUACCAGCUAUCAGAUACCAUCACAUUUGCAAAGCUCUGGCAAUUCAGGUUACGACAUUCCAAACGUAGCUUUAGAAGUUCCACAACACAAUUCAAUCGAUUUCAACUCACCCUCAAACAGCUAUGGACCACCGGCUUCUGGACCUGCGUCAAUAGAUGCAAUAGAUGUGAUUGGAUUGGAAAGUAGCCCAAGAGCUAAUGCAGUUUCAUCAACAGAUGAACAUAAUGUUGUUGCUGCUGCUUCUGAAUACAGCGUGAAUAGCGAAACUUUGCCAGGAUUAGAAACAGGAUUAAGUGGAUCAGGAUUGAACUUUAUUUCUGCACAAAAGUCACAAUCUAUUGAAGUCCCGAAAGAAGCUCAACUGGGAUCUUAUCAUCUUCAAUUAAUUACAUCAAGCUCAGAACAAAAUAGCAACACAAUUGAUGCACCAAACCAUCAACAAAUUCUUGCUGAUGGUCUUCUGCAAUCAAUUUUAUCAGCAGUUGAACAGAAACCAGCUCAUACAAUUCCACAGGUCUCAGAAGAUCAUCAAACAGAUCACAGUGAAGUUCAAGUAUUCCUUAAAAGCCCAGAAGGCCAAGAAGUACUAGCAGACAAGCAUGCAUCAAUAGAUGAACAUUCUUCAUCUUAAUUUGUGUUGCAAUCUUGACUGAUAUAUAUCUGUAGCCUUUCUUAAGUUUCUUCCAUUUAAUAUUUGAUUGUAUGUUUAUAAAUGAUGAAUGUUUGAAUCGGAUGUGUUCAAGGGUUUCACCUUUAUGAAUGUUAUACUUAAUAUGUAAGCUGCUUUAUUUAUUAUAUAAUCUUAAACACCUUAUUUUAAUGAAUCCGUCAAAAAAGUCACCGUUUAAGCAAACACAAUUCAAGGUAGAUUCAUAAAUAUUUCAUUGUUUGAUGCCAUAAUUUAACGAAGAAAUCAAAAAGCAAGUUACAUCACAGAUGUAAUGAUGUUUCGAGCAAAACUUUCUUCCGGCGGAAAUUUGUCAAAGAAAUAAAAUAAACUUAAUGGAAAAGUUAAUUCUUUUGUUUCUUAAUUGAUUCAACAAGAUUUAAAUUAAAUCAAGUUCAUUGUGUAAUUUUUGAUAGCUUAUUAAAGCUGUUUGUUUUCUUUUCUUCAUUUUCAUAAUUUUCAAUGCUUAAGGGAAUGAUUUGAAAAAAGAAAGAAAAAGAAUUAAAGAAUGAUAUCAACAUAGAAUAAACAAAACAAACGAACGAUUAAGAAAAGAGAAAAAAAAAUCUUAUCAUUGCCAUUGUUAAUGUUUUUCCCCUCACUCUUCUUCAAACACAAAAAGCAUGAUAAUUGAAAUGAGAUAUGCGAAAAGCAGUAAAAUUUAAACUAAACGAUUUAAAUACGAAUGAGUGAAAACCUUCAAGAAACCUUUUUCCAAUAUUGUUUUUUAUUGUAGUCAGUGUUAAAAUUAUUCACAUCAAGAUGAUAUUUCGAGGAAUUUGAGAACAAUAAAAAGCAUCAUAAUUAUGAUCAUUAUCUAC
Clunio marinus is the source of this 3900-nucleotide messenger RNA. The record is from the annotation of a GenBank genome assembly. NCBI's taxonomy places the organism in Eukaryota, Metazoa, Arthropoda, Insecta, Diptera, Chironomidae.